ACCUGGUCUUCUUCGCACAACUGUCAAGUGCCACCGGCCGAAAUUAUUUGUUAUUGUUAGAACCAGUGCAAAAUAAAUCCCUAUAUCGCUUUAUUUCUAUUCCAAAGUGUUGAUAUCAAUUAAGUUACUUAAACCUUAAUAAUAGCGGACAAAUCAAAUCAAAAACCAUAAAAAUUCUGCUUGUAAGAUACUUCAAAAUCAGGCGAUUAGACCAUAGUUUGUUUAUUUGACGCAUAAUCAGUGGGACAAAAAUGGAUAUAGUGAAAUAGUUUAACAAAUGCUUAACUUAACAGCGAAAACAAAAAGGAAUCAAAUUAGCGAGCGAAAAAUGGCAGUGCUUGUGUCAAACUGAUAUUGUUGAAACAUCGAAAUUAUUCAACGUAUUCAGUAAAUGAUGUUGAAAAAUGGGUGAAGAGAAGUAAGGUGUAAACAUGAACGAGACUCUAGGACGCGGGUACGCUCGGAUCGAGGCGAUCCGGGCUGCAAGAGGGGAGCCCCUGGCUGCGAUGGCAGACCCGGGUGCUCCGCCCCCCGACCGAUAUAAUUCCGUUUACUUCACCCUCUUUGUCGCGGGCGCCGCUUUCCUUCUUCCUUUUAACAGUUUCAUCAUGGCAGUCGACUACUUCCAGCAUGAAUUUCCGGACACGACCAUCAUGUUCGAUAUGUCGACGGUUUACAUCGCCUCUGCAUGUGUGGCAGUGGUCACUAACAAUCUACUGCUGGACCUUUUCACUUACAACACGAGGAUCACAUUUGGCAUCCUGGUGUCCCUUGCAACAAUGCUGUUCGUGGCAGUUUGUAAUAUAGGCUGGGAUGGAUUCUCGAUGCGAGUGUCAUACACCAUUAAUUUGGUUGCCAUAGGCGUAGUUGCCUUCGGCUGUACAGUACAACAGGCUUCGUAUUAUGGCUUCACUGGAUGCUUACCCCCACGUUACACUCAGGCUGUGAUGGCUGGAGAAAGCGCUGCUGGUUUCUGGGUUUCUCUGGACCGAAUAGUCACCAAAUACAGUUUUCGCCAACCUCACAGCAGCACAUUCAUGUUCUUCGUGUUCUCUAUCCUUAUAUUGCUGGGCCAUUCGAUGCUACAUCACGUGAUGAUGCGUCAUCCCUUAGUUCAGCACUAUUUAAAACUAACAAAUGAGUCUCGUCACCGCAAGCGAAUACAACUGCAUUUGAAUCCAAAUGAAGAUGUAACAUUGAUGGAAAGUGAAGUUGGUGAAUCUAGCUAUGGAGUUUUAAAAUUACAAAGUCCAGCUUUAUCAACAACAGCGGAAACAGAAAACAAAGCUUUCAGUUUCGCAAAUCCCUUGUAUUCGCCAACGGCAGCAGCGCCAGUGUCGCCACCUUGCGUAUCAGAGCCCUCUGCUUGCCCUUCCGCUCUUCUCACCCCUCGACCCUCCUACAAAGUUGAAGAUGUCGUUUUUGAUACACCAGAGAGACCAACGUCAUGGAGGGCGUUUAAAUGUGGAGUUCUAGCUCGUUGGGCAGUGGCCAGGGCUAUUUACCCGUACAUGGUGUCCAUCGGAUUGGUGUAUUUCACCACGCUGAGCCUUUAUCCCGGUAUCGCUUCGGAGGUACCGUCCUGCCGGCUUGGUUCCUGGAUGCCUAUUAUAUUGAUGUCAGCUUUCAACCUCUUUGAUUUCAUAGGAAAGAUUGCAGCAGCCUGGCCAUACGAGUGGAGUCGCAGUCAGCUGUUGAUGGCGAGCGGAGUGCGGCUGCUGCUAGUGCCGCUCAUGCUGCUCUGCGCUGCGCCCAGACACUCGCCGCACAUUGUGGGCGAUAUAUACCCCAUUAUGUUUUCGAUUGUCCUCGGCUUCAGCAACGGUUUGUUCGGCUCCGUGCCCAUGAUAAUGGCACCGUCGCGCGUGGGGCGCGAACAUAGAGAAAUUGCAGGUAACAUGAUGACGUUAUCGUACAAUGGUGGUCUCCUAUCAGGCUCGCUAGUCUCAUACCUAUUGCUGAGCAUGUUAGGCGCGCCCGCCGGCGCUCCGUGCCGCGUGUACCCUACGCCACAGCUGCCGACCAUACCGCCUAUCACUACCACCACCAGUAAUCACACAUUUUUCACUGUUUCACACUAAAUAUGACGUGUAAAUAAAGAUGCGACUGAACACAGAGGAUUAAUUGUAAAAGUGUUUAUGUAUAUUUAAUUAAAUAUUACACUUUAAGACACUUCGUUGAUUAACAUUGUUCUCUAUCCUUAAAUCCC
Chilo suppressalis (striped riceborer) is the source of this 2209-nucleotide messenger RNA. Lineage: Eukaryota; Metazoa; Arthropoda; Insecta; Lepidoptera; Crambidae. The record is from the annotation of a GenBank genome assembly.